AUGAAAGAUUUAUUAGAUACAACAAAUGAAUGUUUAAAUAAUUUAAAGAAUAACAACAUUAAUAUUGAGAAUUGGGAUCCAUUAAUAAUACAUAUAAUUAGUAAUAAAUUAGACUCGGAGUCUCAAAAAACAUGGGAAGAAGAAUUGCAAACAAUACCUGUUGAAGAAUUACCUACGUUAGAAAAAUUUAAGAAAUAUUUAGAAGGAAGAUUUAGAGUAACAGAAAUGAUUCAAACAUCUUAUAUGAAAGAGAGAACUCAAAUUAAACCAAAAUCGUUUGCUACAAUAACUAGUAAUGCUGUAAAAAGAAAUACAGAGUAUAGAAGUAGAAAUACAGAAUGUGGAAAGUGUAAAGAGAAUCACGACAUAUUUUCAUGCAAAGAGUUUAUUAAGCUAGAUCCAGUUAUGAGAACAGAGUACAUUAAAAAGGAGAGAUUAUGCUUUAAUUGUUUGCGUCCUGGUCAUAGUGUUAAAUUUUGUAGAUAUAGAAUGAGAUGCGAUAUCUGUAAUAGAAAGCACCACACGUUGAUACAUAUAACUAAACCAAAUUUAGAGACUAUUAAUAAUGAGACUGAAGAGAUUAGAACACCAGAUAAUCAAACAAUGAGUCAACACAAUAUUCUUUCACAUGUGUCAAUACGAGGCCGUGUGUCAUUACUUGCUACUGCUUUGGUGAAUUUAGAAACGAGCAGAGGGCCACAGAUUGUACGAGCUUUUAUAGACCCUUGCUCAGAAGAAUCAUUUAUAAGUGAAGCAGUUGUAAAGAGAUUACAAUUGAAAUGUAAAGAUGUAGAAGGUCAGGUAUCAGCAGUUGGACAGAUGUCUACCCCGUUCAAGCACGCGGCGGAGAUUGAGUUGUCCUCUAGAAUGAAUAAAAAUUAUAAAUUAAAGUGUACUGCUUAUGUAAUUAAGCAUGUUACAGAUAUCAUGCCCGCUACAAGAAUAAAUUAUGAGCAUUGGACACAUUUCAGUGGCAUCGAGUUAGCAGAUCCAACUUACCAUACACCUGGAAAUGUAGACCUUUUAUUGGGUGUUCAUGUCUACACAGAUAUUUUGAUGAGUGGAGUUUUAAAGAGAAAGCAAGGAGAACCAAUCGCCCAACAAACUUACUUAGGGUGGAUAAUAUCUGGCGGCGAAGCUGUUGAGAGAUUACCAAAUAAGGGCCAAAUUAUUAGUAUGCAUUUGAGUGUAACGUUAGAUAAUAUGCUACAGAGAUUUUGGGAAUGUGAGUCACUAGAGUCUGAGAAUAAAAAUACACUUACCUCCCAAGAAGCUAGAGCAGAAGAAAUAUAUGAGAAAACAGUCAUGAGAGAUGAACAAGGACGAUAUGUAGUCAGCUUACCAUUUGUGAGAGACAAUCCAAUCUUACCUGAAAAUUCUAGAGAAAUAGCAAUGAGAAGAUUAAGAGGUUUAGAGAGAAGAUUGGCUGGAAAUGAAAACUUAAAACGAGAGUAUGAUAAUGUGUUAAAAGAGUAUAUAACAUUAAACCAUAUGGAAUUAGUAAAAGAUGAGAGAGAGAAAGAUACAGUCUACUUACCGCAUCACGCAGUUUUCAGAGAUGAUAAAACAACAUCGAAAGUACGUGUCGUAUUCGAUGCUUCGUGUCGAGGUACAAACGGAGUAUCACUUAACGAUGGGCUUUUGAUUGGACCUAAUUUACAAGAAGAGUUAAGAGAUAUUAUCCUAAGAUGGAGAACACAUAAAAUAGUUUUUGUGGCAGAUAUUAUUAAAAUGUAUCGCCAGAUAAAAAUACAAGAGAGAGACACAAAAUAUCAGAGAAUAUUAUAUAGAUUUAAUCAAAAUAAUGAAAUACAAACCUAUAAAUUACUGACAGUUACCUUUGGCAUGGCUUCAGCACCUUACCUUGCAAUAAAAACCAUGAGACAGCUUGCUAAAGAUGAAAAUACACAGUAUCCUGUUGCCUCGAAAAUUGUGAAUUCAGACUUUUAUAUGGACGAUGUAUUAACUGGUUUUGAUAAUGUGAGCGAUGCGAUAAAUGCACAAAAAGAGUUAGCAGAAAUGUUAUUGAAAGGAAAAUUUGAAUUACAAAAAAUAUCUUCAAAUAGUCAAGAAUUUAUGAAUUCAAUAGAUCCUGAGAAAAGAGUGAAUAGUAUUGUAUUAGAUAUAAUUCAUAAAGAGACUGUGAAGACUUUGGGUAUUAUGUGGGAGACAAAUGAGGACAGUUUAAAAAUAGCACCUACUUAUAUGAAAAGCGAAAAUACUAAUUUACUUACUAAGAGAAAUAUAUUGCGCCAGAUAGCUUCUUUAUUCGAUCCUAUGGGUUGGUUAUCACCUGCCAUAAUUAAAGCAAAGAUAUUUAUGCAAAAGCUCUGGCUAAAUCAAGUAGAUUGGGAUGAAGAACUGUCGAAUGAUCUGAAAGAAGAAUGGAAUAAAUAUAAAAAUGAUUUACCUGUACUGUCCGAAAUCAAGAUUCCUAGAUGGAAUGGAAGUACUAUUGAUGUGGAAGUGGAGUUACAUGGAUUUGCAGACGCCUCGCAAUCAGCAUAUGCAGCCGUAGUUUAUACUAGAGUAUUGAGUAAUAAUAAAAAUCCCUGCCAAACAACGUUGAUUAUGGCAAGAACUAAAGUUGCGCCUGUAAAACAAAUAUCUUUACCGCGCUUGGAACUAUGUGCAGCAGCAUUGUUAAGUAAAUUACUUAAACAUGUUAUGAGAAUACUUUCCAUUGAUACCAGUAAAACAUUUGCUUGGUCUGACUCCAAAGUAACAUUGGCCUGGAUAAAAGGCGACCCAAAUAAAUGGACACCAUUUGUUAAAAAUAGAGUUAUAGAAAUUAGAAACAAUUUGAAUAUUCAGUGGUUGUACAUUAAUACAAAGAGAACCCCGCUGAUCCAGCAUCACGAGGAUUAUUACCCAGUGUACUAA
Molecule: messenger RNA, 2883 nt
Organism: Achroia grisella
Lineage: Eukaryota; Metazoa; Arthropoda; Insecta; Lepidoptera; Pyralidae
Exons: 1
Coding region: 1-2883 (960 amino acids)
Source: RefSeq, a predicted model, not a curated record